Plasmodium coatneyi is the source of this 975-nucleotide messenger RNA. Its product is annotated as Elongation of fatty acids protein. Gene Ontology annotation, molecular function: fatty acid elongase activity. The record is from RefSeq and is a predicted model, not a curated record. Bases 1 to 975 code for a protein of 324 amino acids. Gene Ontology annotation, cellular component: endoplasmic reticulum membrane. The transcript is spliced from 2 exons. Lineage: Eukaryota; Apicomplexa; Aconoidasida; Haemosporida; Plasmodiidae. Gene Ontology annotation, biological process: fatty acid elongation, saturated fatty acid; fatty acid elongation, monounsaturated fatty acid; very long-chain fatty acid biosynthetic process.
AUGACAACCAGCAUGGUGCUCAAAACGAACGACUAUGGUUACUUUCGCAUCCUGGGGAACGUGCGGAACUACCCCACGAAGCCCGUCUUCAGGAUCGAGGAUGUUUCUCCCUUCUGUGCGUGGAUCAGCUUCCAGUGGGAGCGCAACUUCAAGCCGUUCGGAUUCAUCCAGCUGGUGCAUAGCAGAUAUAUGGCGUGCCCCCUCAUCGUGUUGCUCUACCUCCUCAUGUGCAAGUACGGCCCCUCCAGAAUGAAAAACAGAAAAGAAUUCAACCUCCGCAGAGUGGUCAUCCUUUGGAACGUCCUCUUGUCCCUUUUCAACCUCAUCGUUGUAGUGAAGCUAACCCCCGUCCUCCUCUACAUUAUUUCCAAAUACACCUUCACGGGGUUGCUCAUCAUCCCACCAAUAUAUACCUACGCCUUUGGCACCCCCGGGUUAUGGGUUUGUCUCUUUAUCCUAUCCAAGUUUGUAGAACUAGCAGACACCCUCUUUCUAAUUUUGCGAAAAAAGAAAGUUACCUUGUUGCACUGGUUUCAUCAUUCAACCGUCUUGCUCUACACGUGGGAUACCUACUACGCUGAAGUGCCUGCGGGAUUUGUUUUUUCCCUCAUUAACGCAUUUGUGCACACCAUUAUGUAUAGCUAUUAUGCCAUGACUACUGUGUGUAGGAAGCCUUUACCUUGGAACAUCCUCGUUACUUUGCUUCAGAUUGUGCAGAUGAUCUUGGGCAUCCUUCUAACAGUCUACUGUCUCUACAUAACCUACACAUAUAGGUUCAACACCUACUGGGAUCUCCGUUCUGUUAGAAAAAUACAACACAAAUUCACCUUCGACUAUGGGCACUACGUGUCCAGAACGAAUGUGGCUUACGCCGUGCUUAUGUACUUAUCAUACUUACUACUGUUUGGGAAGUACUUCUACGACCGGUAUGUAUGUGCACCGCCUAAGCAGAUCCACAAGGAGAAGCCAGCCUGA